GCUUUGAGUGUGAUGUCAAUCGAACCAAUCCAACAUCCAUCUUCUGCUGGAAACCAUACCAAACCCAUUCCUCUCGCAAAGAAAUAUAAUUUCGUGACCUUUCGACCUUCACCAAAUACUCGAAAUGGGCGUGGAUAUUGAGAGCAUCAGUCCAGGGGAUGGGCGUACUUUCCCCAAGUCUGGCCAGACCGUUGUCGUUCACUACACUGGAACAUUCACAGAUGGGAAGAAAUUUGAUUCCUCCAGGGACCGGGGAAGCCCUUUCAAGUUCAAGAUUGGUCAGGGCGAAGUCAUCAAAGGAUGGGACGAAGGCGUAGCUCAGCUGAGCGUCGGCCAACGAGCAAAAUUAACGUGCAGCCCAGACUACGCUUACGGAUCACGUGGGCAUCCCGGAGUUAUACCCGGAAAUUCGACGCUUAUCUUUGACGUUGAACUUAUCCGAGUUGAGCCAUAAGAUUACAACACCUACUUUAUUCAUUCAUUAAAAACUAUACUAUAUGUAUUUAAUUUCAAAAGGCAAUUACUUUAUUCAUUUGUCAAAUUAUGUUUUCUUAUACCGUUUUUCUGAAGAACCAAAUUAAGUCAAUAUUCAAUAAUGUAUUACUAGUAGAAAAACCAAACAAUUUAUGACGAGACUUGUAUGUCAGUUUAAAGUAUCUCUGCAAACUAUUUCAAGUUCGUAUACAUUUCUUUGUGAAAAAAUAAUUGCUUCUUUUUUACUACAAUUAUAUGGAAGUUACAUGAAAAAUUCGGUCCUGUUACAAAUUUUGUAGUGUAUGAGUUUCAAGUGUUGAAAUAAAUCUUAAUACGACAACAA
Folsomia candida is the source of this 817-nucleotide messenger RNA. Its product is annotated as 12 kDa FK506-binding protein. Gene Ontology annotation, molecular function: peptidyl-prolyl cis-trans isomerase activity. Bases 125 to 454 code for a protein of 109 amino acids. Lineage: Eukaryota; Metazoa; Arthropoda; Collembola; Entomobryomorpha; Isotomidae. The record is from RefSeq and is a predicted model, not a curated record. The transcript is spliced from 4 exons.